Cheilinus undulatus (humphead wrasse) is the source of this 2255-nucleotide messenger RNA. Its product is annotated as GDP-Man:Man(3)GlcNAc(2)-PP-Dol alpha-1,2-mannosyltransferase-like. The record is from RefSeq and is a predicted model, not a curated record. The coding region runs from base 51 to 1541 and encodes 496 amino acids. Gene Ontology annotation, biological process: protein N-linked glycosylation. The transcript has 5 exons. Gene Ontology annotation, molecular function: GDP-Man:Man(3)GlcNAc(2)-PP-Dol alpha-1,2-mannosyltransferase activity. Gene Ontology annotation, cellular component: endoplasmic reticulum membrane. Lineage: Eukaryota; Metazoa; Chordata; Actinopteri; Labriformes; Labridae.
AGGAAGAAGAAGAAGAAGAAGAAGAAGAAGAAGAAAUAUUGGUUGUAAAGAUGUCUGCUCACGAUCAGCUGGUUCUCUGUUUGUGUGAAUUAACACGGUUGCUGUGGAAGUUGCUGCUGCCUCUUCUGUUUCUCUGUGUACUACUUAUCGCCCUCUUGGUCCUGCUGCUGCUUGCUGUUCGUUUCUGGCUUCAGAGCAACAGGGACGCUCGGCGAGCGAGAGACGGACGCCCGACUGUAGCCUUCUUCCACCCGUACUGCAACGCUGGUGGAGGAGGGGAGAGGGUGCUCUGGUGUGCAAUCAGAGCUCUACAGAACAGGUAUGUGGGCGUCAACUUUGUGGUUUACACAGGGGACCUGGGUGUGACGGGUCAGCAGAUUCUGGAUGGAGCUCGUCGUCGUUUCAACAUCGUCCUUCCCCGGCCGGUCCAGUUCGUGUUCCUGAGGCAUCGGCUGCUGGUGGAGCCUGGCUUGUUUCCUCACUUCACCCUGCUGGGUCAGAGCGUGGGCUCCAUCUUUCUAGGAUGGGAGGCUCUGACGGAGUUCGUCCCUGAUCUUUACAUAGACUCCAUGGGCUAUGCCUUCACUCUGCCGCUGUUCCGCUAUCUGGGAGGCUGCAGCGUGGGGAGUUACGUUCACUACCCCACCAUCAGCAGUGACAUGCUGUCUGUGGUGAGAGAGAGGAACCCCAGGUUCAACAACGCUGGCUUCGUCUCCAACAGCCUCCUCCUGAGCGCCAUCAAAGUCGUCUACUACUGCCUCUUCGCUCUGCUCUACGGCAUGGCCGGCUCCUGCAGCGACCUCAUCAUGGUCAACUCCUCCUGGACGCUCGACCACAUCCUGUCGCUGUGGCGUGCCCCGAACCGCACCAGCGUCAUCUACCCGCCUUGUAACGUCAGCGCCUUCUUGGAUAUCCCUUUAGAGGAGGACGGGGACAAGAAGUGUCACUCCAUCAUCUCUGUCGGGCAGUUCAGGCCGGAGAAAGACCACCAGCUGCAGAUCAGGGCGUUUAAGAAGGUGCUGGACCGGAGGCGGGAGGGGGCGGGGGGUAGGGAGGCGCUGAAGCUGGUUCUGAUUGGUGGAUGCAGGAACCAGGAGGACGAGGAUCGAGUGCUGUUGUUACGGGGGCUGUGCCAAGAGCUGGGAGUAGCCGACCGGGUCGAGUUCAGACUGAAUGUUUCUUUUGAGGAGCUGAAGAGGGAGAUGGAGGACGCAACCAUCGGCCUUCACACCAUGUGGAACGAACACUUUGGAAUAGGGAUCGUGGAGUGUAUGGCAGCAGGAAAAGUCAUCUUAGCUCACAAAUCUGGCGGUCCGAAGCUCGACAUCGUGGUCCCUUACGAAGGCGGCCAAACAGGCUUCCUUGCCGAUGACGAGGAAAGUUAUGCAGAGGCCAUCGAGAGGAUCCUCGCUCUGCCGCCUGAAGCCCGUCUGCAGAUCAGACGCAACGCACGCCAGUCCGUCGCUCGCUUCUCGGAUCAGGAGUUUGAAGAGUGUUUCUGUGGCGCCAUGGAGCUUCUGAUGGGAACGCUGGAGGGAUGAAAGAGGACUUGAUCAUUGUUUGGAUUUAGGGCACUUUUACUUUGAUGCACUGUGGCGCUGACUGUCGACACGAGAUUUGAUUGUGUCGGUUUACUGAAUUUCUAGAGGGACAGAUGAGAUUAACAGCAUGUAGAAAAAGAGUGAAUCCAGCUAGAUUACCCUGCUGGAUUAAAGAUGGAAACAUUCCUCUCUCUGUCAGCUGAACAAAACAAUAUUUACAAUGUUUAACAUGGUACAACGUGGCUGAAGGGAACAAACUAGUCUUUUAGAGGACAAUCGUAUGCUGGAAAAGUCUCAGAGAUAUUUAUUUAUAUUCCUGAAAUGUGAAAUAUUUUUGAUAUUAAUGAUGAAUGUAAAUAAGAAUAAAAUAUAUGAUGUGGGAUGCUGUAAAAGCAUUAAAUAUUUUAGAAAUGUUAAUAUACAGACUUUAACAUAUCCAUGGAGAGGGAACGACCACCUGCUGGUUAUAUGCCUCUGCAGUGGUGGUGGACUGGACUGGACUGGAGAAACACAAAAGUUCUUCUAUAUUUAUAAUAAUAGACAUCCUGGUUAUUAUUACGUUUUUAUAACUACUACACCUCUGAUACAAGAGACGAGGAAUCACAAGGACACACAAGUGAUGAGGGCGGUGGAAAUGAACUUUGUGACGCUUUGCCCUUUAAAGCAGGAGUGUCAAACUCAGUCACAGAAGGGGCCAGAUUCUGGAUUAAGGUC